Molecule: messenger RNA, 5098 nt
Organism: Phragmites australis (common reed)
Lineage: Eukaryota; Viridiplantae; Streptophyta; Magnoliopsida; Poales; Poaceae
Product: pentatricopeptide repeat-containing protein At3g09040, mitochondrial-like
Exons: 4
Coding region: 16-3387 (1123 amino acids)
Biological process (GO): RNA modification
Molecular function (GO): RNA binding; protein binding
Source: RefSeq, a predicted model, not a curated record
AUACGACUUGUUACAAUGCUUGCCCUGAUUGACACGUGCCAACCAAAUACGCUGCCCGCCCGCGCGUGUUGUCGAAUCGCACGCACCGAAACCGCGUGGCUCGUCCGCCGCGCCGCCGAUCCCCCCAGCCGCGCCGCCGCCGCCGCCGCACCCACCCACGCGGCUCCGCUCCAGCCAGAUGCUCAAAUCGCACCGGCAUCCGGCAAGCUCCACAGCCAAGCACUUGCUCUCAUUGCCGCCCGCGUGUCAGCCGACGCCGCGCGCGCGAAAAGCCCGGCAAAACUAAACGGCUCAUGCGGCGGUGCGCGCAUGCGUUCCGCUUCCGCAGCUCGCCUUCGCGUCGCGCCCAGGCCGAGAGCCGAGCGGCCUCCUCUCCGCUUCUCCCCCGCCCCCGCCGGCGCGGCGGGCGAUCCCCACCCCGCGGCCUACUACGACAGCGUCCUCGCUUCCCUCUACCAAGAGUGCCACGCCCACCACCCGUUCGACACAAAUCCUCAUCGAACCGACCCCUCGCGGGCAUGCCGUGUCCUGCACGCGCGGAUACUGCGCCUCGGACUGCCCCUCCGGGGACGCCUCGGGGAUGCGCUCGUCGACCUCUACGGCAGGUUCGGCCGUGCGGACUGCGCCUGGCGCGCGCUGGGCUGCUUCGGGGGGCGAGCUUCGGACGCGGCGGCGAGCUCGGUGCUGUCUUGCCACGCGCGGUCGGGGUCUCCUUGGGACGUUCUCGAUGCGUUUCGGUGCAUCAGGAGUUCCCUUGGCGGCCGGCCGGACCAGUUUGGCCUUGCGGUGGUUCUGUCCGCGUGUUCGAGGCUGGGCGUUCUUGUCUACGGCAGGCAGGUGCAUUGUGAUGUGCACAAGAGCGGGUUCUGUUCCAGUGCCUUCUGCGGAGCGGCGUUGGUGGACAUGUAUGCCAAAUGCGGUGAGGUCGCCGGUGCUCGGAGGGUGUUCGAUGGGAUUGCUUGCCCGGACACAAUAUGCUGGACAAGCAUGAUUGCAGGCUAUCAUCGGGUUGGACGCUACCAGCAAGCGCUGGCUUUGUUUUCUAGGAUGAAGAAGAUGGGCUCUGUCCUGGACCAAGUAACGUGCGUUACCAUCAUUUCCACUCUUGCAAGCAUGGGUAGACUGGACGACGCGAAAACUUUGCUGAAAAGGAUACAUAUGCCAAGCACAGUUGCUUGGAAUGCUGUCAUCUCCAGUUACGCACAAAAUGGGCUUGAGUGUGAAGUGUUUGGCUUGUACAAGGAUAUGAGAAGACAUGGAUUCAGGCCAACUAGGUCCACUUUUGCGAGCAUGGUAAGUGCAGCAGCCAACAUGACUGCGUUUGAUGAAGGCCAACAGGUACAUGCAGCGGCAGUAAGGCAUGGUUUGGAUGCAAAUGUUUUUGUGGGCAGUUCUCUGAUCAACCUGUAUGUGAAACAUGGCUGCAUCUCUGAUGCAAAGAAGGUGUUUGACUUCUCCUCUGAAAAGAACAUAGUCAUGUGGAAUGCGAUGCUUAAUGGGUUUGUUCAGAUCAAUGAGCUGCAAGAAGAGACCAUUGAAAUGUUUCAGUACAUGAGGAGGGUUGACCUUGAGGUUGAUGAUUUUACAUUUGUGAGUGCCCUUGGCGCAUGCAUUAACAUGGAUUCCCUUGGUUUAGGAAAACAGGUACAUUGUAUAACAAUCAAGAACCACAUGGAUGCAAACUUGUUUGUUGCUAAUGCAACACUAGAUAUGUACUCAAAACUUGGAGCAAUCGACGUUGCAAAAGCACUGUUCACUCUCAUUCCAGACAAGGAUAAUGUAUCCUGGAAUGCUCUUAUAGUUGGACUUGCACAUAAUGAAGAGGAGGAAGAAGCAGUCUGUAUGCUCAAAAGGAUGAAGCUGUAUGGUAUAACACCAGAUGAGGUGUCUUUUGCUACUGCAAUUAAUGCCUGUUCCAAUAUUCAGGCUACUGAGACUGGAAAGCAGCUACAUUGUGCAUCUGUCAAGUAUAAUAUCUGCUCAAAUCAUGUUGUUGGCAGCUCUCUGAUUGACUUGUAUUCGAAGCAUGGAGAUGUAGAAUCUUCUAGAAAGAUUUUGGCACAGGUAGAUGCAGGCAGUAUAGUCCCAAGAAAUGCGCUUAUUACAGGUCUUGUGCAGAACAAUAGAGAAGAUGAAGCCAUAGAGUUGUUUCAGCAAGUGCUAAAAGAUGGUUUCAAGCCCUCGAGCUUUACAUUUUCAAGCAUGCUUUCUGGUUGUACUGGCCUUCUCAGUUCAGUUAUUGGCAAACAAGUCCAUUGCUACACACUGAAGUCUGGUCUUCUGAAUGAGGAUACAUCCCUUGGCAUUUCACUGAUUGGAAUAUAUUUGAAGUGCAAAAUGCUUGAGGAUGCAAACAAACUCUUAAUGGAGAUGCCGGAUCACAAAAAUCUGGUUGAGUGGACAGCUAUCAUUUCAGGGUAUGCUCAAAAUGGUUACAGUGAUCAAUCCUUGGUGUCAUUUUGGAGAAUGCGCAGUUAUGAUGUUCGUUCAGAUGAAGCCACAUUCGCAAGUGUUCUGAAAGCUUGCUCUGAGAUAGCAGCUCUUACCGAUGGAAAUGAGAUACAUGGCCUCAUCAUUAAAUCUGGAUUUGUUUCUUAUAAAACUGCAAUCAGUGCCCUCAUAGACAUGUACUCCAAGUGUGGGGAUGUAAUUUCUUCCUUUGAAAUCUUCAAGGAAUUGAAAAACAAGAAAGACAUAAUGCCAUGGAACUCCUUGAUUGUUGGAUUUGCAAAAAAUGGUUAUGCCAACGAGGCACUUCUUCUCUUCCAGAAGAUGCAAGAGUCACAACUAAAGCCAGAUGAAGUUACAUUCCUUGGUGUCCUAAUUGCUUGUAGCCAUGCUGGUUUAAUUUCUGAAGGCCGGCAUUUCUUUGAUUCUAUGAGCCAAGUUUAUGGAUUAAUGCCCAGAGUAGAUCAUUAUGCAUGUUUCAUCGAUCUCCUUGGACGUGGUGGUCAUCUUCAAGAGGCUCAAGAAGUUAUUGACCAUUUGCCCUUCAGAGCUGAUGGUGUAAUCUGGGCUACAUAUCUUGCAGCAUGUCAAAUGCACAAGGAUGAAGAAAGAGGGAAAAUUGCAGCAAAGAAACUUGUUGAGUUGGAACCACAAAGCUCAUCCACGUAUGUGUUCCUUUCAAGCUUGCAUGCCGCGGCUGGUAACUGGGUUGAAGCUAAGGUAGCCAGAGAAGCAAUGCGAGAAAAAGGAGUGACAAAAUUUCCAGGAUGUAGUUGGAUCACUGUGGGAAACAAGACAAGCUUAUUUGUUGUACAGGACAAACAUCACCCGGACACUCUGAACAUCUAUGAAAUUCUUGCUGAUCUAACUGGAAUGAUAAAGAAAGAUGACAAAAUUGAGGAAUACGAUCAGCUUAUUUCAUCUGGACUGCUUGCUUGAGGGGCAAGGACCCUUUUUAACUAAAUUUAUGCUUAAGGAGUAGAUUGAUCUUCUGGCUCAUCCUGGACCUUAAGUAUAUUUUGGCUGUUUAGCAUCAAAGUUUCAAGCUCAAAACAACUCCAGGAUUUAUUGGUUUCACUUUGUUCAAGGGAUCUCUCUUAGUUGCUUGUAGCGAAAAUCAAUCUGUUCAGAUGUCACCGGAUGGCAUGAGAAGUGCAUCUGAAUCGGACAGUGCAUAGGAUAGGGAAAUGGUCCAAGUUUGAGUAGCAGAAUCAAGAACAACAACAUGCUGCUAUUUCUUAUCUGGAAGCUACGUUGAGGAGUCCCCCACCUGAAUUUUACUCAAAGAGUAAGAGUUUGACCAGAGUAAAAUUACAGCCUAAAACAUGGGCUACGAGAUUACAGCAUGGGGAGGAGAGGAAAAAAAAGCUAAGCAAUAACAUGCAACAAUUAAGAACACCAAUUUAAGGCCAGAGAAGGACGAUCUCCUGGGCAAGCAUGGCUAACCCAGAGCUCUAAGUGAGAGUGGAGGAGCUAGGCUGCAGCCUUGUCAUAUGCACGUUGUUGGACACCAUCCAUUGAAAAUAUUUAUCCUCUCCUCUGCUCGAAGUGAGUAUCGGCUGCUGACAAGUGUAAAUAUCCUUUUUCUGAAGAGAAAAUGGCAAGUGAAAAUGUCAGUGAACAUGUCCAUUUGAAGCCUGAUUUGAGAAAGAAAUUCCUUUCUUCGUUAAUAUAUUUUCAUCUACUAUUGUACAAGAAAUAACAUUACAAUAUCGCUAUGCCUCUGCUUUAUGUAGGAAUGACAGGGCCACUAACACUAGCCAUGUGCAUACUCUUCAAUUAUUGUGAUAAAACUGAUUAAUUUGCUAGUAUCUACAUAUGCUGUUGUAGAUGUCCACGAACAAGGCAGAAUGUUGCUCCUAGGUCUUGCUUAACUUGGCAUUACUUUCUUCCCUUCACAAACAUCACAUACAAUGGAACCAAGGCCUUCGCAGUAUGUGCACUUUGUAUCUUCGCCGACCCAUUCCAAAAACUUCAUUUUUAAGGAGAAAAGUGAACGUUAAAUGCAUAUAAGAGAACAAAAUUUAAUUGACAGUGUUAAUGUAUUUGUGCAACAGGAAUCUAGCAUACCUGUGGUUCAAUGUUUGGCUCACCUGAUCCAUCACAUUCUGCAGGAGGAAAAAUUUUAUCAAUAGUCAAAGCAUGGGGGAUGGAGAGUGCCGCUCGAUUUUCAGUACACCACAGAUUUUUAACAGAAAAUCGGGAAAUAAUAAAGUCAGCUGCCCAUGUCAAUUUCUUAUGAUACAGCAGAUAUCAAAUAGGGAUUUAGAUAACAAUGUAGAGUGAGAGUGCCUGGAAUGAAUUGCACUAUACUUUGUCCAGCUAGAAUACUCUGUUCGCCAUUCACAAAGGAUAAUGUUUGUUGACAAAGUGCCAUGGUUUGAGGGCCGUAGAGGGUACCAGUUGUACUAUCUUUUCGCUGACCAUGGCAGCAAACAUUGCAAGCAAUAACUUUUAGUUACCUGUGCACAUGAGGCGGCCUUCACCUCUACAUGAGAUGCAUGUCUUGGUCGAUGCAGCAGUACCGGUGCUGGUUGGUUUUUUCUUCUGGGUUAACCUGGAUGGGUCUUCCCACCUGUUUUCACCAAGAAGAAACACUCUGUGUUCGGAGACCCCCACUCCUGAGACACCAUUUUCUGUAACCACAGUU